UCUGGGAGCCGACCUGGAGCCCAGCUGGGUCAGGGGCUGCCGGGCCCAGGCUGUGGCAGGGCCCUGGUGCCCGUCACUCAGCAGGGACAGCAGCCUCCUCGGGAGCUCAGAAUGGGAAGCAGGAUCCAGUCACGGCAAGGCAGGCAGAAGCGGCUGGAGCUGGGUGUCGAGGAUGGAGUGAAGGACACUAAGCAGAAACCAUCAGGAGGCGACGCUGGGGGGCUGUUUUCAUCCCGAUCUGCUUCCCCCACUGCCCCGAUGCUCCUGUCUCUGUGCCUCUUGCUGCCCGCGCUGAGCCCCAGCAGCCAGGAGAUCUGCUCAGCUCCCGGUGCUCUCCCUGCCCCCACCCUCCACUUCAGCCAGAUGUCAGCCCGGCCAGGGGACUCCGUGCGGCUCCAGUGCUCUGUGAUCAUACAGGCCCCAUCAGCCCGCAUCGUCUUCUGUGAGGAUGGGAAGGAGGUUUCAUCCCAGAGGGGUUUGUUGGGGAAACUCACCUACGACUCUCACCCUGUGGUGUCCGGGAGCAGCUCACCAGCUUACUCCUGCGGGUACGAGAUCAAGGACAGUGACAACCGGGUGAACAGAUCCCAGCUCAGCCCUGCCCAGCGCCUCAGAGUCACCGGUGCUAUCCCUGCCCCCACCCUCUUCCUGAACCAGACGUCGGCCCGGCCAGGGGACUCUGUGUGGCUCCAGUGCUCCCUGUUCUCCUGGGCCGGGGCCACUCGUAUCGUCUUCUACAAGGACGGGGAGGAGGUUUCAUCCCAGAGGAGCUUAUUGGGGAAACUCACCUACGACUAUGACCACGCGGUGUCUGGGAAUAGCUCUGGGAAUUUUGCCUGCGGGUACGAGAUCAAGGACAGCGACAGCAGGGUGACCAGAUCCCAGCUCAGCCCUGCCCAGCACCUCAGUGUCACUGGUAAAGCGCAUGUGUGUGUCUGUCUCUCAGCUCAGCUCUGCUCAGCCACUGUGCAUCAUGGGAAAGGAGGUGAACAGACAACAAUUCAAUAACAACCCUCUGAAAAUUCAAACACUGAAAUUCAUCACUUUUCAAAAAGUAAAAUGAAAAAUUUCUAGCAUAACAUCAGGUCAUCAAUCCACCCAU
Messenger RNA from Pelodiscus sinensis (Chinese soft-shelled turtle), 1102 nucleotides. The record is from RefSeq and is a predicted model, not a curated record. NCBI's taxonomy places the organism in Eukaryota, Metazoa, Chordata, Testudines, Trionychidae.